AUGCUCUCCAUCCUCUUGGCCGCCCUCGCCCUCGGCGGCUCCUCCUCCGCCGCUUCUACAACCACGUCCGGCCCUACCACCACCUCGACCGAACUAUCCUUCGCCUUCCCCGCCGCCAACACGGGUCUCUACGUCCCCACCGCCGGCGUCAGCGGCAAAGUCUGGAACGUGACGUCGUCCACCACCACCGUCGUCUUCCACUGCCCGUCCGACACGGCCUCGGCAUCCGGCAACGACACGGCGGGCGCCCUGUGCGCCGACGACGGUGACGGCCCCGUCCAGGUCGAGUGGUCCGACGACUACUGGUCCAUGGGCUUCUACCAGUCCGUCGGCACCCGCGACUUGGCCCCGCGCACCACGCUGGCCGCGCCGGUGACGGUCGGGUACGAGGAGCACUGCGCCAUCACCGCGGCCAAGACGACCAACAGCCCCGUGUGCACCGUCAACUUCACGAGCAUCCCCAGCCCGGUCAAGACGGCCGACAUCCUCGCCUUGGAUCGCUGCUGGGAGGAGGACGUGGCCGGGCCCAUGAGCGACGUCCAGCAGGGUACUUAUAAUACCGCCUCGGUGGACGCCUGCCAGUCUUCCGCAUCGGCUCAUCCGACCACCGCUUACACUGUCACGCGCAACCCCGACUAUGUCAGGUACUGGACCGUCACCGUCACCGAGGUUGCUGCUGGCGUGACUCUUGGGUCGAGCAGUGCUGCCUCUGAUACGAUGACCGUACGUCUGUCGGCUGCUGCCGUCGUCGUCGUUGCCAUCUUUGCUGUUGCUUUGUAG
Messenger RNA from Diplodia corticola, 780 nucleotides. RefSeq lists its product as uncharacterized. The coding region runs from base 1 to 780 and encodes 259 amino acids. The transcript is spliced from 2 exons. The record is from RefSeq and is a predicted model, not a curated record. Lineage: Eukaryota; Fungi; Ascomycota; Dothideomycetes; Botryosphaeriales; Botryosphaeriaceae.